ACUAAAAUCUGGAUCUCGUGACGGUCACUCAGGUCAAUCAACAUGGCUGCAUCUUUGUGGAGGACGAGUUCGUGCAUUUUGAGACGUUCACUGACCAUCUCAUCUGUGAGAUGCGCAAGUGGACCCCCAUCAAAAGCCGUGGAUCAACACAAAGGAAAAUUCCCUUCUGAUGACUGCCAGAUACCAGACAGCCUUGGCCACUCUGUUGGUGUUGAGAGAUAUGAACUGUUGGCUAAGGAGGCUGGCAAUGAUGACCCUUUCCAGAUGAAACCCAUUAAGAGGGCAAAGGGCACUUUUGAUGAACCAACUAUUGUGACUUCACCCAACGCAAAAAGGAUGAUUGGAUGCAUAUGUGAAGAAGAUUCACUAACUAUAAACUGGAUGUAUGUUCACAAAGGAGAGCCAAAACGCUGUGAAUGUGGCUACUGGUUUAAGCUGGCAGAUGCCCCAGUCCAGGAAUACAACUGAGUUCCUAUUGCAUAGUCUAUGUAGUGCCACUUAAUUUUCACCAUAUUUAUGUCUUUUCGUUUUAACUUGAAUAUGACAUGGUUUAUUUCCUUGGGGUAGAAUGUUUGCUUUCGAUUGUCGCAUUGUCCAUUUUGUUAAAAAUUCAAUGACAUAACUUUCUCUGAAAUGUACCAACUCUAUGGGGAAGCAGAACUUUCAUUUUGAAACUGUAGUAGUUCUGUUUAUUUCAGUCAUGACCAAGUUUUGGUUAUAUUCAGCUCUAAUUUUAAAAAAUAAUAAACAAACCAGUGUAUGUGGGACGGACAAAAUGACAAAAGUCCUGGUGUGUACUACAUUGUUGUAUGCUAGGGAUAUCUCAAAUCCAUGGGAUCCCUCCUGGAACAGAGAUGUUGCUUGUUUUACAUUUAAGUUUUAGAAUUGACUUUCAAAGUGAGAUUGAGAAUGAAUAAAUACCUUGUUAUGACCGAAUA
Molecule: messenger RNA, 938 nt
Organism: Aplysia californica (California sea hare)
Lineage: Eukaryota; Metazoa; Mollusca; Gastropoda; Aplysiida; Aplysiidae
Product: cytochrome c oxidase subunit 5B, mitochondrial
Exons: 4
Coding region: 43-468 (141 amino acids)
Biological process (GO): mitochondrial electron transport, cytochrome c to oxygen
Cellular component (GO): mitochondrial envelope
Source: RefSeq, a predicted model, not a curated record